Molecule: messenger RNA, 318 nt
Organism: Fusarium sp. VM40
Lineage: Eukaryota; Fungi; Ascomycota; Sordariomycetes; Hypocreales; Nectriaceae
Source: the annotation of a GenBank genome assembly
AUGAGUGUCCCACGAGCGCGUGUAUUGGACCUGGUCAAGGCGCAAUGCCAGGUCUUUGCGACCUCAUACAACCCCGAAGGCCUGCGCAUGGGUAACAAGGUCUUGCGACAGCGGUUAAGAGGACCGGCCAUGGCCGCCUACUAUCCUCGAAAGACAGCGACGAUCAAGGACCUGAAGCGCGAGUUCGGACCGACCCUGGCGACUUGGGACGAGGGCGAGGAGGAUCGAUUCGAGUACAUCGAGGAACUCAAGCUUCGUGGAAAGAGUGCUCCCAAGAAGAAGAAGGGACCUCCCGCUCCUACUGGCAAGAAGCGUUAA